GCUGAAGCGUGAAUUUCCGAUCUGAAUGAAGUCAGAGGAAAUAUCCGGAUUAGCGGUGUGUAACACAAUACUUGCAGGACAUCCGUCUGCCGUUAGUUCAGCGAACAACGCAGGAACGCGACAGAAUGUUCUCCGGUGUAAAGACGUACAGGGGUCUACAAGAGUGAAAUCAAGUCCAGAGAACCAUGUCAUUCAGAUCAAUCCAGUCUGAAUCGUCGGUAGAUGAUGAUGACGAUGAAAAGGAAUAUUUUGGUUCAAAAGGAGAUCAAGAGGCAUUCAAAGAAAUGAUACACCAACAUACACUGAUCGAAGAGAACCAUGAUGAUGUAUUUGAUAGUCCUUCGCAGAUAAGAGAAUCAACAAGAGAAGAUAUCAUUCCAGCAAUAUCCGUUCUAGAUGCAGAUAUUGAGAGAGUAAAGGGUGUUUUAAUGACAAACACGAUAAAAAUGUGUAGCAGAGUGGAAGCUCCUAUGCGGCUGAAAGAGGUUCAUGUAGAGUAUGCCUGUAGAAUUGAAGACGGAAUUUCUGAUACUACUACACUAGAGUGGAUUCGUAAUAACAUUUCUCAAAGAGUAUGUUGUCUGCCUGUUAGAACAUAUCGGGAUAAGGAUAACAAUGACGUUUGCUUCUGCUACAAGAAAUGUGUUGAUCAUCAUGAUGUCAUUGGUGACACUAAAUCUCUGGUGUGGACAAAAGACAACAACACGACAACAGUGGCUACUGAUGCUUUUGGAGACGUCCGUGUUCAUGCAGACGACAAUUCAUUUGAGGGCAAACUAAAGUAUGUUCGAGUGGAUGAAGAAAUGACUAUGACGUUACUACAACAACUGUUGUUUGACAAAUGGCGUCUCAAUAAACCAGACUGGAUUCUGACUGUGAUGGGCGAGGUGUCUGCAAACAGCAAAGGACAAAAACAAUUCUGGACUUUACUGGCUGACACGAUUGGUCGGUUGUCUACGAAAAAGGGUGCGUGA
Messenger RNA from Gigantopelta aegis, 974 nucleotides. RefSeq lists its product as uncharacterized. The record is from RefSeq and is a predicted model, not a curated record. Bases 186 to 974 code for a protein of 262 amino acids. Gene Ontology annotation, biological process: calcium ion transmembrane transport. The transcript is spliced from 10 exons. Gene Ontology annotation, molecular function: ligand-gated calcium channel activity. NCBI's taxonomy places the organism in Eukaryota, Metazoa, Mollusca, Gastropoda, Neomphalida, Peltospiridae.